This is a messenger RNA of Colletotrichum lupini, 873 nucleotides long. RefSeq lists its product as uncharacterized. The record is from RefSeq and is a predicted model, not a curated record. Bases 1 to 873 code for a protein of 290 amino acids. The transcript has a single exon. Lineage: Eukaryota; Fungi; Ascomycota; Sordariomycetes; Glomerellales; Glomerellaceae.
AUGGCACCGAAAUCAGACCCGUUCCCAGGCUUCACGGCCAUCACCGACCAAAUUUUCUUUCGGGAGGGCGAACCAGUAACAGAGGGCACGCAGCCAUCAGCAGAUCACCCAAGGGUCGUCAUCAUUUACAGCUGGGGCGACGCCAUACCAAAACACGUCUCCAAAUACGCCGAUGGAUUCCGCACACUCUUUCCGCACGCAAAACAGAUCGCCGUGCUUUCGCCCAUCGUCAAAGCCAUGAGAGAGGACCUUCAGACCCGCUCCAACAACAUGAAUCCCAUCAUCGAAGCCGCCUAUCCCUCGACAACGUCCGGAACACCAGACCCCAACGAAGAUGCGGUCCUCAUGCAUGUCAUGUCCAACACGGGCGGCAUCAACUACGCUGGAACGCUGCACGCCUACCAAGAGAGAUUCGGUCGCCCCAUGCCGCAUCGCCUGUCUAGCUACGACUCGACGCCCGGCAGCGUGAUCAUGACAUGGAACAACCUCAAGCGCUGGUCUCUGGCCAUGACCCUUGGCACCGCUGGUUGGUUUCCCUGGCCGUUCGUUGUGACACAGUGCAUCAUGGGCGUAUUCCUCCUUCUGAAUCACAGCUUCGAGCACCUCACCGGCCGGGAAAGCGCGCCUGUCUUCAGCGUCGCGGCCAUUGGCGACACGAAGUAUGUUUCCAAGGGAUCCCGCAAACUGUAUCUGUAUAGCAAGGAGGAUCCGCUCAUUGGCUGGGAGGAUAUCGAGGAGAAUAUGGCCGAGUCGAAGGGCAAGGGCUACGCCUAUGAUGCGGUGCGUUUCGAUGGCAGUGGCCAUGUUGGGCAUAUGCGGAUGCAUCCUGACCAGUACUGGAACGCUAUUGCAUCGGCUUGGAAAGAAACGUGA